AUGGCUGAUCCGCUAUCCGUAUCCGCUGCCGUCGCCGGCUUCAUCUCUCUGUCCCUCGAUGUGUCGACUCGCCUUGUUGCAUUCUAUAGGGCCUAUUCGGAUCAAGAUGGUAGCAUCAACCAGGUUGCAGACGACCUAGGCACUCUCGUCACGAUCCUCCAGACCCUACAGCAACACCUCGCCAGUCGCAAGUUUCAACAUGACGAGCAUGCCCUGAUUCGGGCGGUAGAGGGUUACGUGGACAACUGCGAGCUAUCCAUGGAAGAUUUGCAGGACCGCCUUCGAAAGUUUGACAAGUUUAAGAAAACUUCCAAACCUGGCAUCUGGGCAAAGACCAUCUCGGGCGCCCGGCGGCUCGCGUUUCCCUUUGAGCAGACAACCCUCCACAAGCUCAGCGCGGACGUAGAACGAGUAAAGUCAAACAUUGCCUCAGCUUUGGAUCUUCUACAGCAGAAACAUGCAUCCGAUACUCGAGAUGACCUGAAGGACAUCAAGUCUGUGCUGAGCCUGGUUAGGCAUACAGGGCUUUCGCACGCCCUCACGACCUGGCUCAAAGCCCCCGACCCUACCAGCGUAUACCAUGAAAUUUGCAGGAAGAAGCAGGCUGAUACAGGCCGCUGGCUCGUGGCAAAAGGGACCGCCUUCGACAGCUGGCUGACGGCCCCCAACUCCUUGUUAUGGCUCAACGGCUUCGCGGGGACGGGCGAGUCCUUCUUAUUCUGCACCGCAGUUCAGCACGCUUAUCGGCACCGGCGGUCCAAUCCUCGCAUCGGCCUGGCGUUCUUCUUCUUCAGCUUCAGCGACGCCAGCAAACAAACGACUUCGGGCAUGCUCCGCUCGCUCGUCCUACAGCUGUCAGUACAGCACCAGGAUGGGCAUACACGCCUCGAAGCGCUUCACCAGAAAUAUCCCAUUGCAUCGCCACCGGAUGAGGCUCUGAUGGACUGCUUACUUCAAUUUGUCCGAUCCUUCAAUCACGUGUAUCUCUUCCUGGAUGCGCUGGACGAGAGCCCUUGCGACGACCGCAGCGCCCGCGACGACGUGCUCCAGACAAUAUCUAGCAUGCGGAGGUUCAAUGAGCCGGGGCUACAUAUUUUCACGACAAGCCGUGACGAGCCCGACAUUCGAGAGGCCCUAGAGCCCACAGAAGCCCAGGUUGUCAGCUUGAUGAACAAUGAACUUCGUGACAUUGAAAACUUCAUUUCGACACAGUUGAAGGAAAGACGACGCCUGAAGAGAUUCGCAGCGCAACGUGAGUUGAUACAGGCUGAGCUUACCCACCGUGCUCAGGGAAUUUUCCGCUGGGUGGAGUGCCAACUCAAUGCACUCGAAAACUGUCUUACAUCACCAAAGCAGUUGAAGCUGGCUUUGGAGACUCUGCCGUCGUCAUUGAGCGAAACGUACGAGCGUGUGCUAGCAAGCAUCCCGAAAUCCCGAAUCGAACAUGCUAGGCGUGUUUUGACCAUCCUCUGCUGCGCGGAGCAACCAGUGUCAGUUGAAGAAUUAGGCCUCGCCGUCGCUGUGGAAAUACAAGACAACGCAGUAUUCGAUCCGGACAACCUGCUUCCGGGAGCCGAUAUCCUGUCGCUUUGCCCCAACUUCAUCGAGGCGGCCGUUGUGGACCAUGGGGACCGGAGACAAAGGCGGUGGCUCCGCAUCGCACACUUCUCGGUGCAGGAGUAUCUCAAGUCCGAGGCAAUCGGCAGCUGGGACCAUCGGGCGAGAACCUUUCGUAUCGACAAAAGCCGAGGGAACUCAGAGCUAGCCACCAUUGGUUUAAUCCUUCUACGAGAGAAUUCGAAACUUGGCUCACAAUCCCGUUCUUGGUACGAUCCAAUCUUCCGGUGGGAGACGUUUCCACCGUACUUGAUCCGUAACUGGAUGACACACUACAAGAAUGUGAGCAGUCGUUCUGACCGCUCUCUUGCCACGAGCCUCGUUAUCCGGCUCUUGAAGGACAAACUUGCCUUUGCGACGGCUCUCCUACUGCAGAAUAGCCAUUUCGCCGAUUACGAAGACGCUGCGGUGCCUUGGGCAGCGGAGCACGGGCUUGAUGAUGUCUUGAUUGCCCUGCUCGACAGCCCGUUCGCCGGCCGAAAUGUUGGCACAAGCCGUGACAGGCUACUUGUGAGAGCUGAGAUUCUAGAUCUGGCACUUCACGCGGCAGCACUGAACGGCCAUCUGUCAACUAUUGACGCGCUUCUCAAGAGAGGGGCUGACCCUAAUGGGAUCGUUACGGAAGUAGCCCCCUUCGAGGCAGCUGCGAUUUGCGGCUUCAGGGAAAUAGUCACAUUUUCAGUGGAUAAUGAGCCUGUGCUAGGUCCCAAGGUGGCAUGUGACACGCCCCUGGAAGUGGCUGCGGCCAGAGGUCACAUCAGCGUGGUGGACUUCUUGCUCAACCGACUUGCGACCGUCAAACGGACUGGACAGAGCCUACGAGUCGGCGUUGAUAGCAGCUUCUUGGGGCAGUCGUAUCAACGUCUGGAGCUUUUACUCGACAGCGGCGCCGAGGUCCACAACGAUAGACAGCACCGAACUACUCUUGAAGUAGCGAUAGACGCAGGAAACGUAGAGGUCACUCGGAUGCUACUAGGCAGAGGUGUUCGCAUCUUACCUCCAGGCUACACGCACAUGGACUUUGUAACCGCUGUUUCCACCGGAGAUGACGAGACGGUCCGCGCUAUCCUCGACAGCACCAGCGAGGAGACGGCGCACAGCAUAUUUGGGUCCGUGCUUACAACCUUUUCACUUGAAGGCGACGCGGAUAAGGUGAGAGCAAUGCUUGGCCUGGGCCAGGGCAUAUCAUGGAACUCGACAGCUCUCCACGCAGCGUGCUUCAUGGGACACGACGAGGUGGCUAAGAUCCUCUUGGAAGCCGGCGAUAUGACUAUGGAGACACUCUACAGAGGGUUCAGCCCGGUCCAGCAGGCAUGCCACGGAUGA
Molecule: messenger RNA, 2943 nt
Organism: Purpureocillium lilacinum
Lineage: Eukaryota; Fungi; Ascomycota; Sordariomycetes; Hypocreales; Ophiocordycipitaceae
Source: RefSeq, a predicted model, not a curated record